GAGUAGGAGAUGAUCAAUUUAAUUAUUUCUAGACUGACACACCUUUUUAAGUAUUUAUUAUUUGAACAAUUAAUAAACCUUACCACUGAUCCUGAGUUCAUUGAAGAUGUAAAUACUAAAUGCCAACCACGUUCCUUCCCAACUUAAAAACGCCUAUGAUUAUUGGUAUUACCUUUGUUAUUACAUUUGAUGGCUGAUGAACGUUCCGUACCUUUAUAAUAAUAUUGUGUUUCCUGUGUAAAUUAUUAAAGACCACGUCUUGCAGUUCAUCCCAGUGAAGACCGAGAUUAAGUGUACCUACCUAGUUGUAAAACUUGAAUAAUUUUCUACAUGAAAAAUAAGAUAAAUAAUUGUAAUAUCCAUGUACAUUUGAACAUUUCGGGUGAAGCGAGAGAAAUUCAGUGAACAAUUUUAUAUAUUUAAGGCACAAAUACUUUUAUUAUUAGCAAAAAUGGCUGUAUUUCAUUAUCAAGAAGUUGGUGAUUUUGACGAAUCAUUUAAACAAUUGUUACAACCUAUUGAAUCAAUUACAAAAAAAGAUGAAAGUGAAAUUUUUCAAUAUGAUCUAACUAAGUUACUAGAUUCUUAUUCAAAACACUUGAGGAAAUCUUCAAAUGAUAGUUCCUCAGUCUUUGUAGAUGCUGCUAUAAUCAUUCAAAAUAUUUCACUAAUUUAUCAAAAAAGAGUUGACGUCACAAUCAACGGGAUGCUGAAACUUGUUGGGAAAUUCCAAUCCUAUCGAUUAAAUGAAAAUAUUGAUCCAGACUAUUAUAAAGAGAAAAGAGUGGAAAAUAAGAAAAGUAAGAGUAAUAAAAAGGUCAAAUGUUAUUCUUAUUUUGGGCCAAUUGAAGGUCAAAUCAUUAGAACAUUGAACAUUUUUGACUGCAAAUUAAUAAAUUUGAGCAAAAUUCCCCAAGUAAAAAAAAUUACAUUAAAUACCAAUAUAAAAGUAAAUAAUAAAUACAAUAAAAUAUUGCCAAAUAUUUGUAAUAAAAACGGAGAAAAUAUUGGAAAAAAAUAUGAUUUUAAGAUAAAUUUUCCUUUAGACUAUGAUUUGGCUGUAAAUGAAGACUUUCAUUGCCCCACUAAAGAAGAUUCAAAAUCUAAAAAUCAUGUCAAUUAUCGAAAUCACACUAACUCAGUAUUGACAUUACCAAUGAAUUUAUUGAAUGAUGAUGAAAUACUACCAAGUGCUUCCAACUCAGUCAUUUUUUAUCAGAAUAUUAAUGAUGACGUUUGCGUUGUUAAUGAAAUUUUAUCAAAUUCAAUAAACACAUUAAAUGUUAAUCAAAUAACUUCAAAUUAUGAUUACAAUGACAAUGAUUCAAGAGCUCAAGAUGACACGGCCAAGUGUAACUUUAAUGCAAAUAAACCUUGUGUGAGAAAAAAAGACCUCUCUAAAAAAAAUAUAGAAAUAUUAAUGCCUAUGGAUACAAGUACAGAAUUUCAUUUCUUGGCUCAUGAUGAGGAAGUAGAAAAUACAUUAAUAAAUGGUGAAUCAGCAGAAAAUGUUCAAACAUAUCAAACAAAAUCAAUAGAAAUGCAGAAUUAUGAAACAAAUCAAAUGACAACGAUUAAUGAACAAUUGGAAAUGCAAAAAAGAGUUCAAGAAUGGCACGAUAGUCUGCGGCUAAUAUUGGAAAAUGAAGAGAAGGUGAUUGAAUUUGAUGUACACGAAUACGGAACACGCAUAUUAAGCUGCUUUGAAUCUGUUGGAGAACAAAGAUUAUUCAAAGAUUUAGUAGGAGGGAUUGAAGAAGUAGAAGUUGCUCGAUAUUUUUUGUCUUUGUUAAUGAUGGUUAAUACGAAUAAUUUGGAGUUAUCAAAUCAUAAGUAUGGAAAUGAAUUAUUAGUAAAACUAUUAAAAAAAAAACGUCAUCAUGAAGAACUACAAAUUGAUAUUGAAAAUCUAGUGAACCAAAAACAGAAUUCACUAUGAAUAUUUAAUGUACAUACUUUUUUUAAUUUACCCAAAUUAUGGCUAUGGUAUUAAUUUUAAGCGGUUUUAAUAAUCUGUUCAUAUGAUUUAUUAUUUGGCAAACCAAUUAUUAUAGUAGAACAAAAAUUAUUUUUAUACUUUUAUAAAUCUUAAUCUAUUUAUGUCUAAUUAAACCAAGUAUAAUAAAAUAUAAUUUAAUGAGUAAUUAAAUUAAGCAUACAAAAAAAAAAAA
Aphis gossypii (cotton aphid) is the source of this 2171-nucleotide messenger RNA. RefSeq lists its product as uncharacterized. The transcript is spliced from 12 exons. Lineage: Eukaryota; Metazoa; Arthropoda; Insecta; Hemiptera; Aphididae. Gene Ontology annotation, molecular function: chromatin binding. The record is from RefSeq and is a predicted model, not a curated record. Gene Ontology annotation, biological process: meiotic chromosome condensation; mitotic sister chromatid separation. The coding region runs from base 452 to 1939 and encodes 495 amino acids. Gene Ontology annotation, cellular component: condensin complex; nucleus.